AAAGAUUUUAAUUGAUGAAGAGUGAAUAAUAGUAGAAAGGAGUCACAAAAACAGUGAAGAAAGUUAAAGUGAACAAAAAGGCACCAGUGAGAUUGUGGGUUAAGGCUGUAUUUACAGGUUUUAGAAGAUCUAAGGUUCAAUAAAAUGAAAAACAAGCUUUAUUAAAAAUCCAACAUGUUGAUGAUGUGUCAUCAAGCAGAUUCUAUUGGGGCAAGAGAGUUGCUUAUAUAUAUAAGGCUCACUCUCUUAAGAACAAUACAAAAUUUAGAACUAUUUGGGGUAGAGUCAGUAGAUCUCAUGGAUCAAAUGGAAUAGUGAUUGCUAGAUUCAAUAGAAAUCUUCCACCAAGAGCAAUAGGAUCAACUUUAAGAGUAUUCUUGUAUCCAAAUAGGGCUUGAGUUAUAUAAAAAGAGAAUAUAUAUAAAUGUAUAUUAAUUUCCAGAAAUUAAAUAAAAGAA
Molecule: messenger RNA, 458 nt
Organism: Paramecium tetraurelia
Lineage: Eukaryota; Ciliophora; Oligohymenophorea; Peniculida; Parameciidae
Exons: 3
Biological process (GO): ribosomal large subunit biogenesis; cytoplasmic translation
Cellular component (GO): cytosolic large ribosomal subunit; ribosome
Molecular function (GO): structural constituent of ribosome
Source: RefSeq, a predicted model, not a curated record